UCAGCGCUGGAGUGUCUGAAGCCUUUGGCUGCUACUGAACCGUUUGGCUCUUUCUCUGCUAGCUAACAGCUAUACAAUGUUCCUCAAUCUUUCUCCAUUAUCUGCCUCUCUUUUUUAAGACUCCUCACAUACUUAUGAUUGUAUAAACACGACGCGCGUCUUUUUUUUUUUUUGCUGGAAUUUAACGAACGGCCAGACUUAUACGGCGUUAUUUUCUUGUCAUAGUCAAAAAGAAUAAUCCGAGGAGGAAAUUCCACACAAGGAGCAGCGACACGGCGCCCUUCUUACCCGGAUUAUAAAUCUUGGUUGUUUACUGCUGACUAAUGAUGAGCCCUCCAGCUGGUCUUUUAUGAUGUCCUGUAUCAAUGAAUGAAUGUGAUGACAUAGGACUGAAGAAAUAUGAUUUCUCUAGUGCCUUGAGGUUGUUUGCCACCAUUUGAAUACUGGAUCACAUGGUGCUCCAACUCGUGGACAGUUCUGUUAUAAAAGCUUUCUGUUGUGGAAACGUAACGCAGAUUUUUGUGGCUUGUGUCCUCUGUGCUGACCUCAUGGUUUAACCAAGAAUAAAGAUGAGUAUAAGCAGUGAUGAGGUUAACUUCCUGGUGUACAGAUACCUACAGGAGUCUGGGUUUUCCCAUUCCGCGUUCACGUUCGGCAUAGAGAGCCACAUCAGCCAGUCCAACAUAAACGGCGCCCUGGUGCCCCCUGCUGCUCUCAUCUCCAUCAUUCAGAAGGGCCUGCAGUAUGUAGAGGCAGAAGUCAGCAUCAAUGAGGACGGCACCCUGUUUGACGGACGGCCAAUCGAAUCGCUGUCGCUGAUUGAUGCAGUGAUGCCAGACGUCGUGCAGACACGCCAGCAGGCCUAUAGGGACAAGCUCGCUCAGCAGCAAGCCGCUGUGGCCCCCCCUGCUGCCACCAGCCUGCAAGGCAGCACCAAGAAUGGAGAGAAUGCCACUAAUGGGGAGGAGAAUGGAGCACAUGCCUUACCUAACAACCAUGCGGACAUGAUGGAAGUGGACAGGGAUGUAGAAAUUCCCCAGAGCAAAGCCAUGGUGCUGCGUGGCCACGAGUCAGAGGUGUUUAUAUGCGCCUGGAACCCGGUCAGCGACCUCCUCGCCUCUGGGUCCGGCGACUCGACAGCUCGCAUCUGGAACCUCAGUGAGAAGAGCACCGGCAGCUCCACUCAGCUAGUGCUCAGGCACUGCAUUCGGGAGGGAGGGCAGGACGUGCCCAGCAACAAGGAUGUCACAUCAUUAGAUUGGAAUAGCGAAGGUACACUACUGGCAACUGGCUCUUAUGAUGGAUUUGCACGGAUAUGGACAAAAGACGGCAAUCUUGCCAGUACCUUGGGUCAACACAAAGGUCCAAUUUUUGCCUUGAAGUGGAAUAAAAAAGGAAAUUUUAUCCUCAGCGCUGGUGUCGAUAAGACCACAAUCAUUUGGGAUGCCCAUACUGGAGAGGCAAAGCAACAGUUUCCUUUCCAUUCGGCUCCUGCACUGGAUGUCGACUGGCAGAGCAACAACACGUUUGCCUCCUGUAGCACGGAUAUGUGCAUCCAUGUGUGUAAACUUGGCCAGGACAGACCCAUUAAGACAUUUCAAGGGCAUACAAAUGAAGUCAAUGCAAUCAAAUGGGAUCCAACUGGCAAUUUGCUGGCUUCCUGUUCUGACGAUAUGACUCUGAAGAUCUGGAGUAUGAAACAGGAUACCUGUGUUCACGACUUGCAAGCACACAGCAAGGAAAUUUAUACUAUUAAGUGGAGCCCUACUGGUACUGGAACCAAUAACCCCAAUGCCAACCUUAUGCUUGCGAGUGCAUCCUUCGACUCCACCGUCCGAUUAUGGGAUGUAGACCGAGGAAUCUGCAUCCACACACUGACCAAACAUCAGGAACCUGUGUACAGUGUUGCCUUCAGUCCAGAUGGCAGGUACCUGGCUAGUGGCUCCUUUGACAAGUGUGUCCACAUCUGGAACACGCAGACAGGUGCUUUGGUUCAUAGCUACCGGGGGACAGGAGGUAUCUUUGAAGUUUGCUGGAAUGCAGCUGGUGACAAAGUGGGAGCAAGUGCGUCGGAUGGAUCUGUUUGUGUAUUAGAUCUACGGAAAUAAUCGUGCUUGUUGCAAGCCAUGGACCGACUAUGAAUGUGUACAUAGCCAAAACGACUGUCCCCACCACACUUACUGCUACAGUCCCUGAACCAUGGCCAGCAACUGCAGCCAAAACAAUCGUACCUGAGGGACAAGCUGAGCCCUCUUUCUUCAGAAGGAGGAUUCCACCCACAGAUGUGAACCAGACAGUCAGAAAGAAGACAACUAGAGCCCAUAUUUGGACCAAAAUUUGAAGAAAGGAAAAAAAAAACGAAACCUCUUUUUUUUGGUUUGUCAAACCAAAAUCCAAGGAUUUAUACUUUUUUGGGUAGAUAACUCUCUGUGCACUUCAUUCGGCAUCAGACAUUUCUGUUCUACUUUUAAAUUUUUCAUUUUUUAAGCUUACAGCUGCAUGAAUUGGAGGAAUCAAACUAUCUUCCUCAAUUUCAUUUUUACUUGGACAGUUAGCAGUUUAAAAAGUCUUUGGCACUGUAUGUUUUAUGGUUCAGACAUUGGGGACUCUGCUGCAUUUCCCCCCUGCGCCUCUUCCUCACUUUUACCUACUCCUAAAUUUUUUUUUUUGGCUGUACGGUUUUGCUGUUGACAUCUAGGUGCAGCAGAUUCUUUCAAGGGGAUAUUUAUUCUGUGGAAUAUAGAGGAAAAUAAAAAAAUAAUGUGGGCACAAAAAUUGGGAAGAUGCAUUAUGCGUCAUUUUGCUUUAAGACCAUAAUUAUGGUUCAAUAGUGCACUAUUGAUAAAGCGACAUGAAAAAAUGUUCAUUCAUAGAACAUUCUGGACAAAGGAUGACUGCUGUAAGUGUAUUCAGGAAGCUCCAUUGUUUAGUAUAUUUCUGAUUACUUGUUGGUCCACACUGAAAUUAGAAACCAGUAUUAAUCAAUCAUUAUUGUAUAGUCUACAAAUAAAUGUGCAUGGCACAAUUUGUUAAAUUUUUAACACUGCAGUUAGGGAGAAUCAAAUCCAUAUACUCCACCAGAAGGGAAAGUUUCUUUAAGUUCUCACUAAACUUUAAAACUCCUGAUCCAAAUAAAACUUUCAGUUUUUUAAUAUUAGCUGUUGGUAGAAACAGUACUGCAGCAACAGCCGUGGUUGUUUGUUUUAAUAUUAAUAAUAAAGCGAGUCUGGGUGUUGGGCACAUCACAGAAGCUGCAGCUGCUGCACGUAAUAUGGACCAGACAUGACUAUGUAAACAACUAAAGGAAAUCAUUUAAUACUCAUACUGAAGCUUUUUUUUUUUUUUUAAAAAACCAUGUGAAACAUUUGUGUUUGGUCUUAAUUAUGUGAUAAGGGAUGUUUCUACUAGGCAAUGGGAAAGUUAUGUUUUGUCCAUUCAUAGAAUUACCAUUACCAUUAGAUCAUAAAAGAGCACUGCAUUUUUCAGAUGUCUGAAAAUGGAAUGUUUUUAUUGUGCAAGUAAAUCAAGUAUUAUCCAUAGAAUUUUGUCUUUAAAGUAUAGGCUUCGAAAUAGCUUUAUUCAGCGUUACUCAAUUAUCCAGCCAUACAGGACAGCUGCAGCAAUAUUGUUUGUCAAUGAAAAAAAAUGGGAUUUAUUUUUUUUUUUGCUAGAAUGGGGAAAAACGACUAAUAUGCAUCCUAACACAGACUUUUUGUGUCUAAUGUAAGUGCAUUGUAUCACUUUGGACACUAUUACAUGGGCUGAAAAUGGCUUAGUAUUUUGUUUUCUGGCUCAAAAAAUAUUGUCCAGUUCCCUCCCUCCCCCUGCCCAUUAAUGUCACAGUUCCCAUAACUCAGAAUCAAUCCUUUGUAUGUGUAUACCUCCUGGAGGUUUUGUACUAUUUGCAAACUUUUGUAAUUCAUAUUUCUGAAUAGCUGUUACAGCAAUGUGAAUGAGAAUGAGAAUUGGACAUGCCUCAGUAUCCUGGAUCAUUUGUAUGGCACGGUUUGAUUCGGGUUACACGCUUCAUCAUAAUUGCCCAGACCCAUCCCUUGUUUCCUUGCUAAAUUGGAUUUGUUGGACUCAGAUUUUCUUUCUGUUGUAUUGGUCUGACUGUUGUAAUUUGAAUCAGAUCGGAAAAAAAAAGUCCAGAUUAAAAUAUAUUUUGAUAUGAA
This is a messenger RNA of Paramormyrops kingsleyae, 4175 nucleotides long. Lineage: Eukaryota; Metazoa; Chordata; Actinopteri; Osteoglossiformes; Mormyridae. The record is from RefSeq and is a predicted model, not a curated record.